AUGGCUUGGGCCUCCACCCCUGGCAACUACCCUCGUCAGCCCAUGCCGAGCACGGAGAUGACUCCUCCUGACUACCGUAAGUGCCGUUUGUCUUCUCAAAGCUUCUGCUUUCUUUCCCAUAAGCGAGUAUUACCGCAGAAAAACCCUCAAUAUCCCAGCUAUUUAAUAUGUCUGCCCCACAACGAUUAA
Molecule: messenger RNA, 189 nt
Organism: Protopolystoma xenopodis
Lineage: Eukaryota; Metazoa; Platyhelminthes; Monogenea; Polystomatidea; Polystomatidae
Source: the annotation of a GenBank genome assembly